Molecule: messenger RNA, 1179 nt
Organism: Phanerochaete carnosa HHB-10118-sp
Lineage: Eukaryota; Fungi; Basidiomycota; Agaricomycetes; Polyporales; Phanerochaetaceae
Exons: 1
Coding region: 265-954 (229 amino acids)
Source: RefSeq, a predicted model, not a curated record
CUGACUUAUUCUAUUGGUUUUAGAGACGAUGGCGGAAAUUCCACACCUGAACUGUCCGAAGUCAGCCCUCCGCCAACUUCCGCGACGCAACCAGCUCUUUCAGCGCCGCCAACGACCUCUUCUGCACCAGCAGCUACUACAUCUUCUUCCAGUACAUCUAUUACAUCUUCUCCCAGUACAUUCAUUACGUCCGAGCAAUCUGGCGUCUCCAGUAUCAUCCCGCCGACCAGUGGCUCUUCCGGCACAGACGUAGAAACCAGCAAUAUGCAUAUGCCCAGCGCCCCGAUCUCUCCCAGUUCGUCCAUUUCCGUAGGAACCUCCGGCCCGAGUCCUUCUCCCGGAGGCACCAAGUCUGCGUCAAUGCUAGUGUCGACCGUCAUCGAUACCGCAACGCCUUCCCCCACGUCUAACAGCCUGAUCGCGCCGAACCAUGCUCAUGGCCUUUCGGGCACAGUGCGCAACGUUGUGAUCUGCGUCGCGACCGCUAUACCUCUCACCAUUCUUGCUCUCAUCGUGCUUGCAUGCAGGGCUCGUCGGCGUCAACACGCCCUUGGCAGCUUUCCUCACCAUUCUGCUCUUCCAAACGACACCUCCGAAUAUCUCGAGCGUCUCGCAACGGUGAGCCAAGCAGAGUCGCCGCCCUACUGGGAACCCGCGCCAAGCUACUUCUCCACGUCCCACCGCGAGGAGCCGGCAGGUGCCUUCCAGCAGAUGCUGCGCGCACCAGAAAAGGCGGCAUACGUCCCGGCUGAAGGGACCUCCGGAUCAUCCUCGUGGAGGGGACACGUCACGGCCGGUGACGACAGAGGUGAAGGAGAGCGAUAUGCGAGAUCGGAAAUAGCAGAGAGCGCGCGCCCUGGGAGUAGUCUUGCGGCGGCGACUUCUCCACCAGUGUACGAAAGUGAGGCUGGGGGCACUCCGAUGCACGAGAGCGCGGUUGGAGCUGCUCUGUAGCGGCCUAUUCGGCAGGAGAACCCUGGUUCUGGGAGAUGUAUGAAGCCCUGUGGGACGAUGAAGGUUGGGAGGGCUCAAGGGCGUUCCAUAGAAGGACAUCAUGGUCGUGGCCUUACGCGCACAGCUGUGAUCUGCGUCGCAACUGCUGUCCCUAUCAUAGUACCCAUCCUCAUUGUGCUCACAUGCAAGACUCUUAGUCGUCGACGCUCUGCCAACAACUUUCUU